Molecule: messenger RNA, 1215 nt
Organism: Emiliania huxleyi CCMP1516
Lineage: Eukaryota; Haptophyta; Isochrysidales; Noelaerhabdaceae
Exons: 1
Coding region: 1-1215 (404 amino acids)
Molecular function (GO): tRNA-guanosine(34) queuine transglycosylase activity
Source: RefSeq, a predicted model, not a curated record
AUGACGGCCUUCGCCAUCCCGCUCGCCUCUGCGACACUGCUACCUGCCACGCCACCUGGCUUCCGCUUCGAGGUCCUGCACGAGUCGCGCAAGCCCGGCUCGCGAGCGCGCGUCGGCCGCAUCCACACGCCGCACGGAGUCAUCGACACGCCAGGCUUCGUUCCCGUCGGCACGAACGCCGCGCUCAAGGGCAUGACGAAUGCCCAGGCGGCCUCCUGCGGCGUGCAGCUGCAGUUCUGCAACACCUACCACCUCAUGGUGCACCCUGGCGUGGAGGUGGUCGAGGCGGCGGGCGGGCUGCACCGCUUCAUGGGUCGACCCGACGGCCCGCCGCUGAUCACCGACUCGGGCGGCUUCCAAGUCUUCUCGCUCGGCAAGGAGACGAACGACGACGCGCCGGAGCUCAAGCGACGUGCGGCGGCGCGGGGCCGCAACGCGGGCACGCUGCUCUCGAUCAGCGAGCGAGGCGUGCGCUUCCGCUCGUACCGCGACGGCACGGUCCUGAGGCUGACGCCCGAGUCCGCGGUGCUCGCACAAAAGUCGCUCGGUGCCGACAUCAUCAUCCCGCUCGACGAGCUCCCUCCGCUCAACGUGACGCGGGAGCGGCUGGCGCGCUCCGUCGAGCUGUCGCACCGUUGGAUGACUCGCUCGCUGCACACGCACCUCGCCGACCCGCGCCAGCAGGCCAUGUACGGCGUGGUGCACGGCGGCACGGACCGGCAGCUGCGAGCCCACUCGGUCGAGUACCUCUCCGGGCUGCCCUUCGACGGCUACGCGGUCGGCGGCUCGCUCGGCAGGGACCGCGACGAGAUGCUCGCGCUGCUCGGCUACGUGCUGCCGCUGCUGCCGCGAGAGCAGCCGAACCAUGUCCUCGGUAUCGCGGACCCGGCCUCGGUGGAGCGCGGUGUGCCGCUUGGCGCAGACACCUUCGACUCCUGCUUCCCAACGCAAAUCGCGCGGCACGGCACUCUGCUCACGGCAUCCGGCCGAAUACACAUCGGGCAGGGCAAGUACAAGUCGCAGCACGACUGCCCGAUCGACCCGGAGGCAGCCUCGGGCGCCGACUGCUGCGACGGUGUGUCGCGCGCGUACAUGCACCACCUCUACAAGCAGCGCGAGCCGCUGUACGAGACGCUCGCCUCGAUGCACAACGUCCGCUUCAUGAUGCGCAUGAUGGCCACGCUGCGGGAGAGGAUCCUUGCGGACGAUUUGUAG